Messenger RNA from Lactuca virosa, 1593 nucleotides. The record is from the annotation of a GenBank genome assembly. NCBI's taxonomy places the organism in Eukaryota, Viridiplantae, Streptophyta, Magnoliopsida, Asterales, Asteraceae.
AUGGGUCCUUACGAUUCUUCCAUUUCGGCUGCCGCCGGAAGCAGCUCCUCGUCUUCCUCCGCGUGUUCAAGCUCCACCAAGCCGCCGCAACCGCCUGAUCAGAUGGACCACCUUCUUGCCGGCGCCGGCUACAAGGUACGUUCAAAUGACCUCCACCAUGUCGCUGAGCGUCUCGAACACCUCGAAACCGUCAUGGUGAAAUCCUCACCGGUGGAGAUCUCAGAGCUUGUACACGACGCCGUUCAUUACAACCCAAGUGACCUCGCUUCGUGGGUUGACUCAUUACUCACUGAAUUGAACACCAACCCGCCAGCACCCAUAGCUGCACCCACUGAUUUUUCCGAUCUACAUCAGUUACCGGCGAAUAUCAACAUGUACAGUAAUAAUCCUUCUCCGUUAAACGGUGAAUUUUCCCAACAAGUCGUGACGCCGUUAGAAGAAGACGUUAGUAUCCGGUUAGUACACGUGUUGAUGACGUGUGCGGAGGCUGUCCAACGUGGUGACCUCGCAUUGGCCAGCUUGUUGAUCGAAGAUCUACAGGUUUUACUCGGACGUGUAAACAGCGGAUGUGGCAUCGGAAAAGUCGGAAGUUUCUUCAUCGACGCCCUCAGCCGGCGCAUCGUUGACUCCCCCCAAAACGGCAUCGUUCAGGAGGACUUAUCAGCUUACGAGAAUGAGAUGUUAUAUCACCAUUAUUACGAAGCUUGUCCUUAUUUAAAGUUCGCUCAUUUUACCGCUAAUCAAGCCAUCUUAGAAGCAUUUGAAGGUCAAGAUUGUGUCCACGUCAUCGACUUCAACUUAAUGCAAGGUUUACAAUGGCCGGCUUUGAUACAAGCUUUAGCUCUUCGGCCCGGUGGACCGCCACUACUCCGCCUCACCGGGAUCGGUCCACCUUCCCCUGACGGACGUGACUCGUUAAGGGAGAUCGGACUCAAGUUAGCAGAACUAGCCCGAUCAGUUAACGUCCGUUUCGCCUUUCGAGGUGUAGCAGCUUCACGUCUGGAGGACGUGAAGCCGUGGAUGCUGCAAGUCAGCCUGAAAGAGGCUGUGGCAGUAAAUUCGAUAAUGCAGUUGCAUAAACUGCUAGGACCAAGUCAAUCAAUUGACUUGGUUCUUGAUUGGAUUCAUGAUCUGAAUCCAAGAAUUUUGAUGGUUGUGGAACAAGAGUCGAACCACAAUCAACCAGAAUUCUUGGACCGAUUCACUGAAGCCUUGUACUAUUAUUCCACAAUGUUUGACUCGUUAGACGCAUGCACGGCUCAUCGGGAAAAAUCCCUAGCCGAACUGUAUAUCCAAAGGGAAAUAUGUAAUGUGGUUUGUUGCGAAGGGUUGGCUCGUGUGGAACGACAUGAGCCAUUGGUUACAUGGCGGAAUCGAUUGACAAAUGCUGGAUUUGCACCAUUACAUCUAGGAUCAAACGCGUUCAAGCAAGCCCGGAUGCUAUUGACUCUGUUUUCGGCGGAUGGGUAUUCUGUAGAAGAAAAUGAAGGGUGUUUGACCUUAGGAUGGCAUAGUCGGCCCCUUAUUGCAGCCUCGGCUUGGCAAGCAGUUCCAAAGCCGAGUGCGACAAUGGUGCAGAUAAACCAUCCUUAA